CUCUUCAUUCCACUAUCGAUUCGAUAGAACAACAUGGCAUCGAAACUGACGGUAGCGUUCCUUUUGGUGGCCAGCCUGGCGCUCGCUUCUUCCCGAUCCGCUAAACGGAUCGUCGGAGGAGACGAAGCCGCACCGCAUGAGUUCCCGUACCAGCUGUCGCUCCAGUGGAACUUUGGUCCCCAGGACCGGGCUCCGCUGCACUUUUGUGGAGCCUCGCUGCUGAACGAAAACUACGUGCUGACUGCUGCCCACUGCGAAACCGAGUACUCCGACGACGGAUUCAUCGAAGUGGUGGCCGCGGAACACAACGUGGAAGCGCUCGAAGGUCCCGAGCAGAGGCGCCGCGUGGUGACGUUCGCGAUUCAUCCCGGCUAUCAGGGUGGAGUCAGCCCGAACGAUAUCGCCGUGAUCCGCGUGGAUAAGCCGUUCGAGCUGAGCGAACUGGUGCAAGCGGUGCAGCUUCCGAAGCAGCUGGAACAGUUCGAGGGGGACGUCACGCUGUCCGGAUGGGGAUCCAUGUCGACCACCAUGCAGCCGGAAUAUCCGGACAAGCUGAGGAAAGUGGUCCUCCCGCUGGUAGAGUUCGACGCCUGCCACCGGCUGUGGGACUUUUCGGCUGAGCUGGCGAAGAGUAACGUUUGUGCCGGACCCACCGACGGAUCCCGCUCGGCAUGCUCCGCCGAUUCCGGCGGUCCGCUGGUUAAGCAGCUGGACGGUGGUGCCGUGGUCCAGGUCGGAGUCGUGUCCUGGGGUGCGCUCCCGUGCGGGCAGCCCAACCGGCCGACGGUGUUCGCCGGAGUGGCGCACUACAUCGACUGGAUCGAGGAACAGCUGCGUCAGGAUGCUUAGGAUGCUGUGAUACAGAUUUGGCUGGGAUAACCCUAAUAGAAUCUAUUUUUAUAGGGGGAAAUGAGAAAUCUAGAACAAACAAAAAAUAAUAAAUUCAACUUCAAAUCGGAA
Culex quinquefasciatus (southern house mosquito) is the source of this 960-nucleotide messenger RNA. Its product is annotated as trypsin-1. Lineage: Eukaryota; Metazoa; Arthropoda; Insecta; Diptera; Culicidae. The coding region runs from base 34 to 849 and encodes 271 amino acids. The record is from RefSeq and is a predicted model, not a curated record. Gene Ontology annotation, molecular function: serine-type endopeptidase activity. Gene Ontology annotation, biological process: proteolysis. The transcript is spliced from 3 exons.